Molecule: messenger RNA, 2265 nt
Organism: Oryctolagus cuniculus (rabbit)
Lineage: Eukaryota; Metazoa; Chordata; Mammalia; Lagomorpha; Leporidae
Source: RefSeq, a predicted model, not a curated record
UUCCACCGGAGAAUUGAGAAAGGCAUCCCUGCCCAGGUGCGCGGCAAGGUGUGGGCCAUGAUGCUCUCCGUGGAUACCAGGAAGGCCCAGAACCCUGGCAAAUUCGAGGAGAUGAAGGAACGGGCCAGGUUGUGCUCAGAUCAAGUCCAACAGAUCGAUGAAGAUGUAGCACGCACGUUCAGAAGUCACAUCAUGUUUCGAGAGCGAUACGGAGCCAAACAACGCUCCUUAUUUGAGGUGCUCCUCGCAUACUCAAUGUACAACCCCGAAUUGGGCUACAGCCAGGGCCUAAGCCACGUGGCAGCCCUGCUGCUGAUGUGGCUGAGUGAAGAGGAUGCUUUCUGGGCCCUAGUCCAGCUCAUGGGGGACAGCCAGCACGCGAUGCAUGAUUUCUACACACCGGACUCCCCAAAACUGGAGCGAUUCCAGCACCACCUGGGAGCUAUCAUGCGUCGCGUGCUCCCCUCCCUGGAGAAACACCUGGAGAAGGAGGGUGUGUGCCUUGAGGACUACACCGCCCACUGGUACAUCCAGUGCUUCCUGGAUGGGGUGCCGUUCCCCCUGGCACUUCGGAUGUUCGACAUUUACAUCCUUGAGGGCGCGCACGUACUCACCGGCAUGGUGUACACCGUCCUCAAGGUCCACCGAAAGCGCCUGAUGAAGAUGUCCAGGGACCACAUCCGGGAGUUCCUGCAGGUGACCCUGAAGCAGGCCUGGUCACUGAGCGAGGAUGCAGUCAUCAGGCAGCUGCGGGCCUCCAUGCGUGAGCUGGGGAAGCUGCAGUGCCUCCUGCCUCCCGAAGAUAAGCCAACCGAAGAUGGCAGCCCGGCCCUGCAGGUGCUGCCUGGCUCUCAGGAGCGCGCUCCCCCACCAGUGUCCAUCAAGACCAUCGUUGAGCGCAAAGGCUGUCACCCUGCUGCUGCAGCUCUCCAGGAGCCAGCGGGGGCUUCAGCUUCUGUCCCCGGGGAGACCGGUCCUCUCGGAUCUGCCGUCCAGCCCGACUCCAAGCAACACACCAAGGAGGAGAAGGGCAGUCGUGGCGAGAGCAGCACCCAGCCCUGCGGCCAGGGCUCCUCCACGGGGGCCUCAGGGUCAGGGGGCGCCGCCCACCUCUCGGGCCCACAGUGCUCCUGGCUGGACGAGCCAGGCCCCCUCCGGCGCUGGACUUCCCUGACCAAACUCAACGUGACCUUCCAAGAUGACUCCGACUCUGAGGAUGAGGAGUACUACAGCGGCCUGGAGAAGCAGGAAGAGGACGAAGAGGAGGAGGAAGGGGAGGAAGACCAGGCUGCUGAGUGUCCUGCGUCUCCCUGGCCAAAGCUGCUUCGGGACCUGAGAUUCGUCCUGCCCGAGACAAUUUUUGAAGAGGACGAGGAGGGAGGCUGUGAAGAGGGUGCCUCCCCAGAGCCCUCGUCCCCAGCCCUGUCUGUGAAGUCCUCAGAGUCUCUGCGUGGCCCAGGCCUCUUGGCCCCACAGAGCUUGCAGAGCAGGGGAGACCUGUCCCGAUGGGGGGGCCUCCCAAAUCUCAGCCCGCCUGUCAAAGGCGCUGAUUUCUGGCCCCUGGAGCUGGGUGGCCAGCAGGGUCUCAGGGCCCCUCCCCCACCUGCCUCAGAGCCCCUGGAUCCCGGGCCCAUGCAGGCUGUGCCAGCCCUGGGAGCAGGGCUGAAGACGCCCUCCCUGCAUGGGAGCCCCAUGCACUCUGGGGACACUCACGGGCUGGAGCCUGCAGGAGCCAGCUCUGCACUGGGAGACCAGGCCUGUGUGCCCUCCCUGGCUCGAGGCCUCCUUGCUGCCCAUUCCAUGGAGGAGCUGGAUGUGUGUGGGCACCUGGAGGGGAAGAAGAGCCCACCAGGUGUCCAGCUCAGACGGGCCAGAAGCUUAGGCUGUCUGAGCACAGCGGCCUCCCCGAUGGACAAGGCUCCUCUCUGGAGCUCCUCUCCCCCAUCCUGAGGCUUCACCCAUGCUCAUCUCGGCCAAGGAGGCUAGCUUGUCUAUGCCCGCCGGCUUCCCUGAUGGUCAAGGCUCCUCUCUGGAGCUCCUCUCUCCCUCCCUGAGCUGCCUCACCCUAGCUCAACUCGGCCAGCAUCUAGCUUCUCUUUGCCAGGCAUCCUCCCUGAUUGACAAGGCUCCUCUCUGGAGCUCCUCUCCCCCACCUGAGCUGCCUCACCCUAGCUCAACUCGGCCAGCAUCUAGCUUCUCUAUGCCCGCCGGCCUCCCUGAUGGACAAGGCUCCUCUCUGGAGCUCCUCUCCCCCUCCCUGAGCUU